Messenger RNA from Bipolaris sorokiniana ND90Pr, 2283 nucleotides. RefSeq lists its product as uncharacterized. Lineage: Eukaryota; Fungi; Ascomycota; Dothideomycetes; Pleosporales; Pleosporaceae. Bases 1 to 2283 code for a protein of 760 amino acids. Gene Ontology annotation, molecular function: protein binding. The transcript is spliced from 3 exons. The record is from RefSeq and is a predicted model, not a curated record.
AUGGAUCCGCUCAGCGUCACAGCCAGCAUAAUCGCAGUAAUCCAGCUCUCCGCUAAGAUUCUCACAUAUCUGAGCGAUGUCAACGAUGCGCCAAAAGACCGCACGCACUGCGAAGCUGAAAUAUCAAAUACCCGUAAUCUUUUUUGUAAACUACUAGAUCACGUUCAAAAUGGGGACCCUAACCGGCCACGGAAUACUGCUGUCGAAGCUCUCGCAUCCCCUAACGGGCCACUUGACCAGUUCAAGCAGGCGCUUGAAGAGCUGCAGAAUAAGAUAACAGACGGGGGUCGAUUGAAGAAGGUCGGCGAAGCGCUAGUAUGGAAGUUUAAGAAGGAGGAGAUUGCUAGCAUACUGGAUCGAAUAGAGCGUUUGAAAACACACGUAUUGAUCGCGUUACAGAUGGACCACUUCAAACUAUACCAAGAUACUCAAGACGAUGCAAAGCAUAGCAAGAUAGUAGAAUGGAUCUCGCCUUUGAACUACCCCGCCCGGCAAUCAGACAUCAUCGGUCACAGACAAGAAGGGACGUGUCAGUGGUUUCUUAGAGCGCCCGAGUUCGCAAAGUGGCUGGGUGAGCCGAAAGGUACACUCUUCUGCCCAGGGAUUCCUGGCGCCGGCAAGACGAUGGUGGCUGCGAUCGCGAUCGACCACCUGUUGCACUAUACACGUACACAGAGCAGCUCGAUAGGAGUUGCAUACGUGUACUGCAACUACCAAGAGCAGAUAGAACAGGACGCCUCUAGCAUGCUGGCAGCCAUCGUUAAGCAGCUGGUGCAAGGUCGACCGUGGGCGCUGGAGCCUGUAGAACGACUGCACAAGAAGCAUCACCACCUUGGCAUGAAGCCGAAAAUCGAGGAGAUAUUCAGCGCCCUUCAAGAAGUCAUUGCAAAGUUUUCUACAGUCUAUCUUGUGAUCGACGCUCUGGACGAAUGUCGAGAUAAUGACGGCACUCGUAGUCAGCUCCUGGCUAGACUCAAAGACUUACAAAUAGGACAAGAUGUUCGCAUCAUGGCCACGGCACGAUUUAUACCAGAGAUUGAAGCUGAGUUUCAAGCAGAGAUGAACCUAGAAAUACGAGCUAGCGAUGAUGACGUGAGGCGUUAUGUAGCCGGCCAGACGCACCGACUGCACAGAUGCAUUCAGCGUGACCCUGCGCUGCAGGCCAUGAUGGAAGACAAACUUGUAGAGGCGGUAGAUGGUAUGUUUCUUCUUGCCCGCCUACAUACAGACUCACUCGUAGACAAGCGAACAGUAAAAGAAGUAAAGUCGACAUUAGGCCGCCUCUUGAAGGGCUCAGUUACGAUUGAUGACGCCUACAGCGAGGCCAUUCAACGCAUAAAUGGCCAACUAGACGGAGAUAAAGAGCUGGCUAAAAGGGUACUGUCGUGGAUCACGUAUGCGAAACGGCCGCUUACCACGACAGAGAUCUGCUGUGCUCUGGCAGUAGAGCCAAAUGAGGCAGGGCUCGAUCCCGAGAACAUACCUGAUGUUGAAGAUCUAUUAUCCGUGUGUGCUGGACUGGUCGUCGUUGACCAAGAAAGCGCUGUCAUCCGUCUUGUGCAUUACACCACCCAAGAAUACUUCGAACGUAUCCGAGAUGUAUGGAAUCCAGGCGCUCAACUACAUAUAGCCUCGACAUGUCUCACGUACCUAUCAUUUAGCACAUUCGAAACUGGGAGCUGCUCCUCUGACGAAGAAUUUGAAGAGAGGCUUCGAGGAAGUCAAUUCUUAGGCUAUACUGCCAAGCACUGGGGAGAGCAUGCAUUGACAGCGGAAGGUGAGAUAUGUGAGCUAGCCUGCUCAUUUCUCUCCUGCAAGGAAUUAGUUUCUUGCGCUGUGCAGGUACUCUUACGAUCAGAAUACACAUAUCAGGGGUAUAGCCAGAAAUAUCCCAAGGACAGCACAGGAUUGCAUCUUACAGCUCGUUUCGGAUUAGCCAUUGUAUUAGAGACUCUACUCCUAAAUCAAGUAGGAGAGAUAGGACUCAUAUUAGAAAGAAGAGAUAGUGAGGGCCAGACUCCCCUAUAUCUUGCAGCAGAACUUGGACAUCAAAGAAUCGUGAAGCUGCUGCUCGACAAGGGCGCUGAAGUCAACGCGCAGGGCGGAAAGUACGGCAACGCACUGCAGGCGGCUGUAGCUGGGAACCAUACAGCUAUUGUUGAGCUCCUACUCAACAACGGCGCUGAUGUCUCGCGACACGAUAGCCAGGGAAAAAGCGUUUUGCAUUAUGCUACUAACAGCGCGAAUUGUAACCUUGGUCUUAUCGACCUUCUGCUUUCAUGA